Molecule: messenger RNA, 1968 nt
Organism: Cuscuta campestris
Lineage: Eukaryota; Viridiplantae; Streptophyta; Magnoliopsida; Solanales; Convolvulaceae
Source: the annotation of a GenBank genome assembly
CAGAAGUAGAAAUUGAAAGUGGUGGACUCCCACCCAAGGCGCCCCACACUCCUGCCGGAUAGGAUUGUGAGGGAAUAAAUCAUGGUAUAAUUUCAACCUGAUCUUUAGAGAGGCUGCCUCGUACCCGAUGCGCACAAGGAGCAAUUACAAAUAGUAGAACUCCCUGCAGCCGCCGGAAGUCGUUUCUAGGAUCAAUGGGCUUGACAUUCUCUCCUUGGAGAGUUGAGCUACCCGUAGGGGAGAAAAAAUUGUUUCUUGCUUAAUUUACUAUCCUAAACGGUAAACAAAGGCAAAAGUAGCAAUGAUUAUGGUUGCUUCUUCCUUUUCCUCUGCGUAGCAGUUCAGCAAUGUCUGAACGUGCAUCAUCUUGCUCUUUUUUCACUUUUCUUUCUUCUUCAAAGCACUUCCAAGAACAAAUUUAUUUAAUACAGCCAUGCCACCUCUGAUCAUUUCUUCUUCUUCUUCUUCUUCAAGCAAUCUGUAACAGUGUUAUAAGAACAGUAAAACAAUGCAGUAGUUGUAUCUACUCGUGCAGAGACGAUGAAGAGACAAAGAGACACAUUGUCGGCAGUUUUGUGUGCUGCAGCUAUUCUCUGCUCGGGGAGAGCUGCUACAGACAAUGAACAUCUUUCUCCCCAUAUAUCUUCACCUUCGAAUUCGGUGGCCCCUUCACCGGAAAACAACCACACGAAAGAAGUUGUGUUGGGAAUUGUGGUUGGAAGUUGUGCAUUAGGGGUUCUGGCAGCAGCCGUAGUUCUGCCAUGGAUUUUCUGCUGUCAUUCGAAGAAAAAAGAUGAGAAAGGCCAUAACCGAAACAGCGACCACUACCUUGUAUCCAUUGGAGGCUGUGAUCUUGGAUUUGACAUGGAAGGCUUGUUGAGAGCUUCUGCAGAGGUUCUUGGUAAGGGAACGUCUGGGACUACAUAUAAGGCAGCUCUAGAGGGCGGCGCAGGCACAGUUGUAGUGAAAAGACUGAAUGAUGUUUGCGUCGGGAGAGAGGAAUUCCACCUGCAGAUGGAAGUUUCUGGAAGCAUCCGGCAUGAGAAUGUGGCUCCUUUGAAGGCAUACUACUACUCCGAGGACGAAAAGCUCACGGUCCAAGAUUACUACAGCCAAGGGAGUGUCUCUGCAAUGCUACAUGCUAACAGGGGCGAAAACCAGUUCCCAUUAGAUUGGGAAACACGAGUCAGAAUUGCUACCGGUGCAGCGAGAGGUAUCGCCUAUAUUCAUGGAGCAAAUCGUGUCCAUGGGAACAUCAAAUCAUCAAAUGUUUUCCUGAACUCCAGACAAUACGGUUGUGUGUCUGACUUUGGCUUGGCAACACUGGUAAGUUCAGUGGCUCCAACCCUCGCAAGAACCACAGGAUAUCGGGCCCCAGAAUUUUUGGACACGAGGAAAAUGACUCAGGCAUCUGAUGUCUACAGCUUUGGUGUUCUUCUGUUUGAACUCCUCACCGGGAAAUCCCCUAUGCAUUCUGCAGGUGGGGAUGAGGUUGACGAUUUGGUGAGAUGGGUGUGCUCUGUUGUUAGUGAAGAAUGGAGUGGUGAAGUAUUUGAUGUGGAGCUUUUGAAGUAUCCUAACAUAGAGGAAGAAAUGGUAGAGAUGCUACAGGUAGGGAUGGCCUGUGCAGCAAGAAUGCCAGAGCAGAGGCCAAAAAUGGCAGAUGUAGUGAAGAUGGUAGAGGGCAUUAGAAAUCAGCCAUCCACUGGGGAGGUUCAACACCAAAUUUGACAACUCCCUUGGCUAACACAGGAACUUCUUCGCAUUUACACCAAUUUAGAUGUAAUCUAAGAUUUUUCUUAAAAGCUUUGUUUGGUUGGGUUGAAAUAGGUAAGAAGAAAAUGAUAGGGAGAGAAACAUUGGAGAAAUUAGUUCACGAUGUUUAAGGUCGGAGUUUCUUAUCAUGCUAUGUUUGAUGCGUGUUUUUUACUCCAUAUUUUGUAAGUGUCGUUUGGCUCCUCUAUAUUG